Messenger RNA from Epinephelus moara (kelp grouper), 2046 nucleotides. RefSeq names its product solute carrier family 5 member 8 (gene slc5a8). Gene Ontology annotation, cellular component: membrane. The transcript has 17 exons. The coding region runs from base 53 to 1903 and encodes 616 amino acids. NCBI's taxonomy places the organism in Eukaryota, Metazoa, Chordata, Actinopteri, Perciformes, Serranidae. Gene Ontology annotation, molecular function: organic acid:sodium symporter activity. The record is from RefSeq and is a predicted model, not a curated record. Gene Ontology annotation, biological process: propanoate transmembrane transport; sodium ion transport.
GAGUAACUUUCUGAGAAGUUUUAUUUCUAGUUUUGGUCUGACCUCUGCCAAAAUGUCAGGAGACUCUCUGGUCGCUGGCUCCUUCAUGAUAGCAGACUAUGUGGUGUUUGCUUUCAUGCUCCUGGUGUCUGCUGCCGUCGGGGUCUACUUCGCCUGGGCGGACAGAAGCCAGCGAAGCUCAGGGGACUUCCUAAUGGGGGGUCGAAGACUGACGGCCCUGCCUGUCUCCCUGUCCCUGACUGCCAGCUUCAUGUCAGCCAUCACGGUGCUAUCCAACCCAGCCGAGGUGUACCGCUACGGAGCCUGUAUUGGAUUUUAUGGUCUCUCCUAUAUAAUGACGAUGGUGGUCACAUCUGAAAUCUUUCUCCCAGUCUUUUACAGGCUGGCCAUCACCAGCACGUAUGAGUACCUGGAGCUGCGUUUCAGCAGAGCAACCCGACUGCUGGGAACUGCGCUCUUCAUUGUUCAGACAAUCCUCUACACUGGAAUCGUCAUUUAUGCCCCAGCUCUUGCUUUAAACCAAGUGACUGGGAUGGAUCUGUGGGGUGCAGUUAUUUCCACAGGCGUGGUCUGCACCUUUUACUGCACAAUGGGGGGUCUAAAGGCGGUGGUGUGGACAGAUGUGUUUCAGCUUGGUGUCAUGCUUGCAGGCUUCCUAUCUGUCAUCAUCAGGUCUGUGGUCCUACAAGGUGGCAUCAUCCCCAUCAUUUCAGAUUCACAACAAGGAGGAAGAGUCAACUUUAUGGACUUUGACACAAACCCUCUGAGGAGACACACUUUUUGGACCAUAACCAUCGGAGGGACAUUUGUCUGGGUCAGUAUCUAUGGCAUCAACCAGGCCCAGGUUCAGAGAUACAUCUCCUGCAAGAGCAUCACACAUGCCAGACUAUCUCUGUACAUCAACCUGUUGGGCCUGUGCGCCAUCUUGCUGUGCUCAGUAUUUGCAGGAAUGUGUCUCUUCUCAGUCUUUAAGAACUGUGACCCAUGGACCGCUGGACUGGUUUCUGCUCCCGAUCAGCUGAUGCCGUAUUUGGUGAUGGACAUCUUGGGAAACUAUCCUGGCCUUCCUGGACUGUUUGUUGCAGCUGCAUAUAGCGGAUCUCUCAGCACAGUGUCCUCCAGCAUCAAUGCACUGGCUGCAGUGACAGUGGAGGACCUGAUCAAACCGUACACUAACAUGUCUGAGAAACACCUGUCCUGGAUAUCCAAAGGAAUGAGUCUUUCAUAUGGGGUUUUAUGCAUUGGAAUGGCUGGACUGGCUUCACUCAUGGGAGGGAUCUUGCAGGCAGCCAUCAGUAUAUUUGGGAUCAUAGGAGGUCCAUUACUUGGUGUGUUUACAUUGGGUAUCCUCUGUCCAUUUGCGAACUCCAAAGGAGCAUUGUCAGGACUUGUGUCAGGGUUGGCUGUGGCUCUCUGGGUGGGCAUCGGAGCCCAAAUAUACCCUCCCCCUCUUGAGAUGACCCGACCUCUGUCACUGACCACUGAGGGCUGUAACUUCACCACCACGGAUAGCAUCAACUUCAACUCCACCGUUCUGCCAACACAGCCAACCUCCAUCAACACAGCCCCAGUACACGACAUUGAUGCCAGGCCUCUGCUGGCAAAUAGCUGGUACUCAUUGUCCUACCUUUACUUCAGUCCCAUUGGAACCUUAAUAACUAUCAGUGUGGGACUGUUGGUCAGCCUGAUCACAGGAGGCUUGAAGCUAAGGGCGGAAUCUAAGCUUACAUUAAAGAAAGAAGACACUUCCCUUUAUCACCUGUUCAGGUGUUUCAAAGACAGAGUCAUGAGACGAACGGGAGAGCUCAAUCUGACGAGGGACAGAGAGAAGAAAACUGGCAGCACUAAUCCUGCUUUCUGUGACGUUGAGCUGGACUUAACAAAAGGCAGCAUUCCUACUUGAAAUUAAACUAAUGUUUGUUAUGUGAUUUCUGGUCUAAUGCAAGAAUUGUCAAUGAACUUGAAUUACAGAAAUAAGUCUGUGUGGAAUUUGCAUGUUUUUUCCUGUGUUUGGCUAGGUUUUCUCUCACACUUCAAAUACAUGCA